Candidozyma haemuli is the source of this 8697-nucleotide messenger RNA. RefSeq names its product 1-phosphatidylinositol-3-phosphate 5-kinase (gene FAB1). The record is from RefSeq and is a predicted model, not a curated record. The transcript has 4 exons. Lineage: Eukaryota; Fungi; Ascomycota; Pichiomycetes; Serinales; Metschnikowiaceae. Gene Ontology annotation, molecular function: metal ion binding; ATP binding; 1-phosphatidylinositol-3-phosphate 5-kinase activity. Gene Ontology annotation, cellular component: endosome membrane; fungal-type vacuole membrane; plasma membrane. Bases 1 to 8697 code for a protein of 2898 amino acids. Gene Ontology annotation, biological process: phosphatidylinositol phosphate biosynthetic process.
AUGGCGUCUCGUCAUCUCUCCUACGAUACACAUUCACUACUGUUUACCAAUGAUAGCGAUUCCCAGUCUGUGAAUGAUGACUUUGUGUCGUUCCCCACGCUACCGGAUCCUGAGCAGGCUGCCAACCGGUCGUUUUCGAAGAUCAUCACCAAGACGUUGAGGAAAGUGACCAACAACGCUUCCAACUUGGUUCAUACGUAUGCUUCUCCACGUCAUCACGCCGAGGCUCCCGAUGUGCCCGCUGAUCCAUCUGAUUCUCAGUCUAUUUACCAUGAACAUUCAACCCCGAACACUCCAGUGCAUAGGACGCCUGCUGAACAUAGACUGAGGCAACAUAGCACGGCUGCAUCUUUUUCGUCGUCUCAGGAAGAAUCGUCUUCGAAUGGCUCAUACUCAUUGCUGGAUCAAGAUCAACAUCAUGAAUCGACCCCUAGUGGCGAACCAAGCUCUCCUCAUGUUAAUGCUCCAUGGCCAGGACUGGACUCUUCGGCCAGACAGCCAAGCACAGAGUCAUGGCUAAAGCCUGUGUCGAGCAAUCGUGGCUCGUUGAUACCCUCUGCAUCUCCAGCAUCCAUAAAAAGGGCCGAAAGCGUUAACGGUGUGUCCCCAGGACGUGUUUUGGCCCCUCUGUUGUUUCGUAUGAACUCAGACCUACAUCCUAGAGUGACUUCGGACAACAAAUCAUUGCGUCUAUCGACCAUGGGCGUUUCAAAACAGCAUGCUCCAAUAGUUUCUCAAACGGAUGUCACCGUAUCAAACACCGAUGGGGAAGCAGCACCAUCAAGGCCGCUACUGAUUCGACUGGGCAUUAAGGGCCAAGCCACUCCGCCAAAGCGUAGCUCUUCAAUCAAAAGUGACACGAAAGCCCUUCAGAACAGAAUCUCCUCGAUCUUCAAUAACCUACCGAACGAUAUUGAACUUUCUGAUGAUUCAGCUUCUGAUAUCGAGACUAUCAACAAUGAUAGUAUUUCUGCAUCCCCAGUGGCGAAUCGCUUGUCACCGCGACAGCCCACUAAAGCUAAGGUUGAUAUUGCCCCUGUCAAGCUAGACAAACAAUCACAACAAGCUAGAACGCCCCUGUCGCCUCCAUCAUCUGCAUCAGUGCUGGUUUACCGGACUCCCUCGGUGACCCGCAAAAUAUCGGCAAACCUAUCCUCCUCUUUAUUGGAUAGCGCCAAAAGCAUCAUUAAUAACAAUAUUACUGGUAAAGGCUCGUCAUCCAGUUCCAUUAUCGGGUCAAUGGGAGAUAUCAGAAAGAAGAGAAAGAAGAAGAGAAUUGCUCGUAAACUCUCUGACAACCCACUAAAGAAUGGUGGUAUCCCGAAGAAGUAUUGGAUGAAUGACUCGUUCGUGUCAGAUUGUCUCAACUGCUUCAAACCAUUUUCAGCAUUCAGAAGAAAACACCACUGUCGCUUUUGCGGUCAAAUCUUCUGUUCCAGUUGCACUUUAUUUAUUUCAUACAGCCAGUAUAAGCACGAGAAGAUGAAGAAGAAGCUGUCAAAGGAACACAAAGUCUAUAAUGAUAAGCUACGGGUCUGCAAGCCAUGUUAUAGUGAUGUUAUCGUCUACCUUAGUGAUGAUUCCCUGAGUUCUUCUGAAGAAGCUGAAAGCGACUUCUUCGCUAAUGAUGAAUCCGAGUCACAAGAUCAGAAUCUCAAGGUUCCUCCAGCAGAACAUCCAUUAGUGCGUUACAGGUCAAGGUCCGUCAGCUCCAGACGUGACAGCGUUGCUACCGAGUCUCUUACACUGGCAGGUCAACAAAGCUCAAGAAAGGACAAUUUUCCGCUGAGUGGUACUCCUACUGUGAAUUCUACCAAGGAACCGAGCCAGAGAAGCUCUGAGGUAACGUCAUACAAGCAUGCUCCACAAAUGGCUAUCCCAACUACGAGAACAGGAGAGGCUAUUGAAAUCCCUGUCUCCAGAAGUCCUUUUACGAAUAGUAAUUUGCCAGUGAAGCAGAACUUGGCUGCUCUUGCUAUGCGUAAUGCUGUCAACAACACCAACUCCGUUCCAUCUCUUGAGCCACAAGAAGAAGGUUUGACAGCAUGGUACUCCCCGUUUCACGACGUACAGGAUACCGUAACAGACGUCGUUCGUCCAAACAGUCUUGAAAAUCUUGGAAAGCUUUACAAUUCAUUUUUGCAUAGAAACCCUUAUAGACUUACUCGAUCUACCUCGGAAAGGAUGACAAGACCGAAUGUUCUCAUAAAGCAGAGAGCAGCAUUUGAGUCUGAACGAGACGAUGACAACGAAAGUGAAAACGAAGACGAGAAAGUAAUGUCUCUUUACACUUCGCUCAACAAUGAAUUACAUGGUAAGGGCAAAAGGUCAUCACUGUCUCCUAGAGCAAAGCCGUUGAGCCAGUCAAUGUCGCUGGUUCCGACGUUACAUGAGUUCCCAGCGAUGAAUGUUAACGACAAGUACAUUCCUAGUCCAAUGAACUUUGCUAAGCAGCCCGACGAAGAGAUUACGCCUGGCUUUGGGAUCAACGCCAACAAGAAUCGUUCGGAUCAUAGGUCCUCGGAGAGAGCUAAGGCUUCCCUUAACAGGAUGCGACAGAAACGUAUGAACAAGUUGAGGAAUAGGCACGAUCAUGCCAAGACGUCGCUUAAGUUACCACAACUUGAUACAACCUCUGACAGCGGACGCCCUUCAAUUCUAAGCCCUCAAACUACGCCGACGUCACCUAUUCCACUAGGCCCCAGUAUUCUUUCAGACCAUAGAGACAUUCCCAAUAGCAGUCUACAGGGUGUACGCACCGAAAGCUCCUUCGACCUUUCAACUGGCUCUCCAUUGGCCCACAAAGGAUGGGAUGAGAAGACUUCGGCAAGUGAACCGUAUCUUCAUGAGGAUGUUGAUUUCAAUAACGCUCAGGACUCGCAUGCUAACGACGGCGAAUUAAUUGCUUAUUUCGGAGGCCUAUUACCAACAAUUGAUAAGGUUUACGAUGACUUCAUGCACAAGCUUCUACUCCAGUCUUUGGCGGAUUGUGACAUUGCUGACCCAGAUGAUCAAAGACGUUGGGGAUCAGUGUUGUUUGAUGCCCUCCGUAAAGUUUACCAGCUUAAGAUUUCAGAUACACUUGAUAUAAAGCAGUAUGUCAAGUUUAAAAAGAUUUCAGGAGGAGCUAUUGAAGAUACCCAUGUUGUCGAUGGUCUUUUCAUAACCAAGAACAUUGACUCUAAGCGAAUGCAACUGAGAAUCGAGCAACCGCGUAUUGCCCUUCUUAUGUUUCCUUUGGAGUAUUUGAAGCACAAGGAGCAGUUUAUAAGCUUGAGGAUUGUGGGUUCUCAACAGUCAGUUUACAUUGGAAACCUUGUGUCGCGUUUGAUCUCUCUUGAGCCUGAUAUUAUUGUCGUUGGUGAUAGUGUUUGUGGUCUUGCUUUGAAGCUCCUAGAGGAAGCAAACGUUACCGUGCUUUCGAAUGUUAAACCCCAGGUUAUUGAGAGGAUUUCAAGGUAUACGAGAGGAGAUAUUUUUUCUACCGUGAACGACUUGUUUUUCAAAAAAGGGUCUCUUGGCUCAUGCAGCCUUUUUGAAGUACGAAAGUUUAUUCACGAAGACACGGUAAAAACAUACUCCUUCUUCACCGGAUGUGAUACUCAGUACGGCUUUACAAUUUGCUUGCGUGGAAGUGACAGUGAGUCUUUGAGUGGAGCUAAGUACACCACAGAGACGCUUACUCCAGCACUUUGGAACGCCAAGUUCGAGAAGGGCUUCUUCAUCACGUUAGCACUAGCCUUCCAGGAGCCUAAAACUCGUCCGGGAACUGAGACAUUGAGUCUCUUGAAUCAAAGCUUGAUAGACGCAAAGAGCAUUGAGAACGAACCUAUCACGAACUGCCUCAAUUCUAUUGAGCACUAUGGUAUUGCCAAUUAUAUCAAGCUCUUCACGGAAAGAUUUUUGAGCGUGUCUCCUUCAGUUAACUUUGGCCUUCCAGGAGUUUUGCUCAAUGUCGUGAAUGCCUUCGUGAGAUACAUUGACUUUGCUUGCUUCAACCACAAGAUACAACUGGUGUUGGAUCCAGAUUCGUUUGAAGUCGAUUGGCUCACAAAGGCAAGAGUUGAUAUUGAUCCGAAUCGCUUCAAUGGCUUUGAUGAUAUCAUCAGAAUGCUCCGCUUCGUUUGCAAAGAUCGCUCCAUCAGCCUUUUGGAAGAAUUCAACACGAGGAUGCGUAACUGGUCGAAUAGCAUCAAGUACAACUGUUACCAAUUAUACCCUAUUUUCCACAGGAGUAUCCAUGUUCUUUAUUCUACUGUUUCCAUCAAGCAUGCUACUCCUUGUACUGGGCCAGUUGUCGUUGUCAUUGAUUAUCACACAGAUAACGAUAAGUGUUUAGGAGUCUUUUUGGAUCAAGCUCUCCAGGAAUCUGGAAAGGUAUGCGAGGACUGCAAUGAAUUACUUCUCGACCAUUACAAGACCUAUGUCCAUGAUAAUGCGAAGGUUGAUUUGAUAAUUGAGCGGGUUGAUAGUUCUUCGCAUAGUCACACUUUCAAAGGAAAGGAUGAGCGUAUUAUGUGGAGCCACUGUCCGGAAUGCAAUUACUCGACGCCAAUCUCUUACAUGAAUGACGAGAUUUACUACUUGUCCUUAGGAAAGUUCUUUGAGCUUUCAUUUUGGUCUGACGGAGUCAACCAUGAUGGUCCUUGUUCCCAUGACUAUUUCAAGAAACAUGUCAAGUACUUUGGCUACAACGAUGUUGUCAUCCGCAUGGAGUAUUCGAAGAUUGAAACGUACGAAGUGGUGGUUCCACGUAAGAGACUCGAAUCUACCCUAGAGACAGAUAUCAGACUCAAGAUUGAAAGUUUUGAACGAAUUUCGAAGAAAAUGGAAGGAUUCUUCCUGAGUAUUUCUGGGAGACUUAAUAGGGUUAAACUUGAUACUGCGGACAAGGCAGAAGCUGGCUAUCAAAGGGUUGAGGAGUUGAAGGAACGAGUAACUCAACAACUUGAGACCUUAUCCUCGAAACUUCUUAAAGUCUAUGAACAAACGCUUCCUACGAAUUAUGUUCUGUUGAAUGCUAUUCAGCGUGAUUUGCAAGAUAUUGUUGUCGAAUGGGAUACCGAGUUUAACGAGUUUGAAUCCGACUUUUUGCCUACAGAGAAUGAAAUCACCAAGAUAACUCAAUCUCACCUUCGGAACUUCUUAAUUGACAAGUUGGAUAAUGACGGAUCUGAGAAGAGAAACGCAGAGAAAGCUAAGAAGGAAGAUCAGUCGAAGGCAAAGAGUGCCAACAGCUCGGACAGCAACCUGAGAGCUUCGCCUGAGUCAAUCAAAGGCUCUAGUCAGAUACAACCUAAGAGGCCGGUGCCUCUGUUGAACAAGUUUAGAGUACCCUCGGCAGUCAUUGAAGAUAAGAUUUCACAGAUCCAGCAGUCAUUUGAAAAUGAUAACAAGGGAUCGUUCAAGUCUCCUGAUAAGUCUUGUGCUAACUCUCUUCAUGGCGAUUCACCUGACAACUCUACUCAACAGAAUCCAAAGAAAGUGCAAGAUUUGACUAACUACUUCAACCAGAUGACCCUUGAAUUCCAGCGUCAAAGAGAGGAAGCCUUGGAAAAGAAGUCCUACAAGUACAAGACUUUACCCAUUGUUAAUUCUCUGCCAAUCGUUGAGAUUUAUGGUAAUAUUGAAGACGUUGUGGAUGUCAAUCAGGAUAACAAGCGGAACAAGUUAUUGCGGAACGAUUCUGCUUCCACAAUGCCAAAGCUGCCUGAAGAAGGCUUCCGUGGAAAUCCACUUCAAGAACAAAUGCUAAGCCAGCCUACAUCUGAGGGAGUUUAUCUGGAAAAGAAGGUAAUUGAUAGGAAAGAGGAACAGAAGCAUUUGGCUGAUCAAAAUAAGAAGUUGCUCGAGGAGAUGAAUAAGUCAGGAAAGGAUAGUGAGAGAAAUUCGUUACUCAAGUCUCUUAUGAACUAUUGGGCCGACAGAUCAGCUACCUUGUGGGAUCCUCUUGAUUAUCCAUUCGAUGUUACUGAGCAUACUUUUGCCGAUUCUGAUGUCAUUGUUCGUGAAGAUGAGCCAAGUUCCCUUGUCGCUUUCUGCCUUUCCUCCAGCGUAUACAAACAGAAAAUCCAAGAUAUGGCAGUGGCGACAGACGAAGAAGAUUUGGAGGCAAAGGCUGAACAAUUCACCAAGAUCGAAAGGAAGUUUAAGAAGAAUUUUGGUUCGUCCAACAGACAGAUGAGUGAUUUGGAGAGCACAAUGGUGAAAGCCAAGACGAACCACUUGAAGUAUCAGUUUUCAGACGGAAACACGAUGUUGUCGUGUAAGAUUUUCUACAGUGAGCAGUUUGAUGCAUUUAGAAGAGCUUGUGGGUUGGACCAAUCGUUUAUUCAAAGUUUGUCAAGAUGCAUUAAGUGGAAUUCGAAAGGUGGUAAGAGUGGAUCGAAUUUCUUGAAGACGUUGGACAAUAGGUAUAUCGUGAAGGAGUUGCUGAAAUCAGAGUUGGAAUCCUUUGUGUCGAUAGCGCCGUUCUAUUUUAAGUACAUUUCCCAGUCAACCUUCAACACCUUGACUACGGCCAUUGCAAAGAUUUUCGGAUUCUACCAGAUCGAAAUCAAAAACUCUGUGUCAGGAAAGACGUUCAAGAUGGAUUUCUUAAUCAUGGAGAACCUCUUUUACAACCGCAAGUGCUCGAGAAUAUUCGAUCUCAAGGGAUCUAUGAGAAAUAGGCAUGUGCAGCAGACAGGUAAGGAGAAUGAGGUGUUGCUUGACGAGAAUAUGAUUGAGUACAUUUACGAAAGUCCAGUGUUUGUCAAGGAGCAGCUGAAGAAGUUAUUAAGAGGAUCUUUGUUCAACGACACAUCGUUCCUUUCGGCAAUGGACGUAAUGGAUUACUCUUUGGUUGUUGGUAUAGAUGAUAGCACGCAGAAGCUUUGUGUGGGUAUCAUUGACUGGCUACGGACGUUUACGUGGGACAAAAAGGUUGAGAACUGGGUCAAGGGAAGUACGCUUGUCGGUAAGAAAGGCAAGGAUCCAACCAUUGUCACGCCAAAGCAGUACCAAUUGAUUGAUCUCGACAGAAUGAUAUUCUCAUCUAUCGCUACCACCCUCCUUAUCAUAUCGUUGGUGUUUCUUAUUUUGGCAAAUGUGUCUGCUCCAGUUACUACCGCGUUGAAGGUUGCCUCUCACAAUGACUACACCUAUGGUAUCUUUGGUUACUGCUGGAGAGGCUCUUGUCCAGGUGGAACGUACCCCAUGAACUUUGGUGACUACGAUACCAAUUCAGACUGGUUGUUUGCUGCUGACACAAGAAAUACCUUGUCCAAGUCAUUUAUUGUUGCUCCAAUUGCUGCUGGUUUAGUGUUCUUGGCCAUGGUGUCCACCGCGGCUCUGAUCAUCAUUGAUCCAUCUUGGUUGGUCAUUUCCGCCAUUAUACUCACGGUGCUUGCCUUCCUUGCUUCAGCUGUGACAGCUGUGAUGGUGGUUCUCGUGUUCCACCCUCACGUUGACUGGACUGGUUGGCUCUUGGUGGCUGCUGCCGCCUUGACGCUUAUUGCUAUUCCAUUCAUGAUUCUCGCUAUCCGCGUGCAUCCUCAGCGUGACGAUGACGACGAGGACGAGACCGAGUCUAAGAGCAAUUUUGUGGCAUAUAACAAGAUCGAUAGCAAUGGCAACCUGGGUUUCUCGGGCCCCGCAAUUGGCGGUGUUCGUCCACAGCCUGCCUACACGUUCAACAACCUUCAAAGAGACACCACCAACGACGACGAAAGCUCCUUCUUGAAAGAUUCCACCUACAGAGGAACGACAAGGGGCUACGUUGCUAAGGAUGACUCUCUGGCCAGCUUGUAUGACUCUCAGCCCCGCACUGCCAAUGAUGUCACAAAGCCUGGUCUCACCAACUUCCCCAAUGGCAGCAAUGGCAGUUACUACGAAGAUGCUAGUGUAAACAUCAACAACGGUCCAAGCACGCCAGUGUCGGCGAAGCAGAAGAUGGCUCCCACUUUUGUGCCGAACGUGGCUGUGAAGUCAGAUGAGAAUGGCAGAACCAACGACGCCAACUUGCCUUACCCAGCCUCUGAGCGUGGCUCGGUAGCCCUCAACAACUCCCAGAAAUACGGAGUGUUUGACCACCACCCUAACGUUGAAGGCCACCAGCCUUUCACUGAAAUGGGUGACGAGCUGCCAGAGCACCAGCAGGCUGAUUUGGAUAACGACGAUGGUUCCGAUUUCACCAGCAUCUCCCAAAGACAACCCAAUGUGGCGUACAAUCCAAAUGGUCCAAACCCUGGCGCGCCCAAUUCUGCCCAGGCGGCUCCAGGCGGGCCAGGUGCCGGUUAUCGCCCUGUCGCACCACAGGGAUAUCAGCCUCAGCAGCAGCAGCCUCAGCAGUAUCCUAACGUUUCUCAGUACCAACCUCAUUAUCAGCAAAGCUACCAGCAAGGUUUCCAGCCUUCUUCUCAGCUGCUGUCUUAUUAUGGCGCGGAGGCUCAGCAACAAAGAGGAGCUGCUUACCAGGGACACUAUGGUGCUCCUGGCAAUGGAGGCGGUGGUUACGCGCAGGCCAGACCUCAAAAGCCUUCAGUAUCGGAUAAUGUUUUGAACACCAAUCCUGACUUUGCCUUGGGCGGAGUGGCAAGAAGAAAACAAUUUGGCAACCCUGCUUACAACAGGUAUGGGGGCCAGCAACCUGGCCAGCAGCCUCUUCAUAGGCCUGGCGGAAGACCACCUAGAGAUGGACCUUACGGUAUGAUCUAG